AUGAUGAAUCUGGCAGCAAAAAAUACCGACCACUUUCAACCGGAAGCAACGGAAGCUUACCGCGCAGGUCAUCAAUGCGCUAUGGAUAAAGCACGUCAGGCAGCAAAGAAAACUGAUCCAGAAGAAAAGAAGAACUUUCUAAUGGCAGCCUACGCAAUGGAAGCUUUUGCAGGCCACUAUCUUUCUGACUGCUUCUCAAGCGGUCACAUCAGGUAUGAGUUUCAUUUUUUCGGAUACAUAUAUUGAUAGCUACCGAUUCCAUGCGAGAUCCGUACUAAAAAAUAUUUUCUUGAAGUCUCAGAAGCGGCCCAAGCCGAAGGUCGAGUGACGCUUAUGAGACCAAGGGAAUUUUCUUAAGCGCGGGACAAUCUGAAGGUGGACAAUCUGAAGGUGGUCUUCAAGUACAGCUUUUGUGGUCAUAUUUGAGCUAAGUAUAUAAUAGAUUAUGCUUAGCUGACACAUAUGACUAACUUUUACAUUCGUCGUUGCCAUAUAUAGCUAGUAUCUAAGACGAAGAUAUGCCGGUCAAACUAAUAUUUACGGAAGAUCUUGAAAACAUCUCGAAUUAAAUGAACAUCUAAUAAAUUGAUGUAUGUCCUGAACCUAAAAAAGACCUUAUGAAGGUUAAGGAUAUGACCAUGUUAUUGAUAAAAGAAUUUUUAGUAUUUCGUCAAAUCUGGCAAAGCGAUCCUCAUGCAUUAAUUUUUUUCAAUAUAUUAGAAUAACUUGGAACAAUACAUAAUAAACCUAUCGCGUGUCUUAAUAUUGUUUCGGGAAAAUCAUGGCUUAUCAUAACAAGGUGCAAAAUUUUAUGGAUUUCUCGAUUCAGGGGACAUUUUUACGCUUAUAAUAUAUGGAUCAUUCCAGCUAUCGACUAUUUUUUUAUCUAAACAAGAAAGACAAAUACCUAUCAUUAUAUAGCUCAAACGAGCAUGCCAAAAUUAGUAAAAUUGCAAAGUUUGGUUGCGAAAUGUUUUAAAAUACGAAAAAAUAAAGCCCUGUGAAAUUACCAAAUUUUGAGUAUUUUAGUAUUAUGUGCGGAAAAAUGCACCACUUUCGGCUCAAAAGAUCUUUCGUCAUAUUUUUUUAUAUUAAAAAUUGCUUUGUUCUUUGGAUAUAGAACGCCGAGAGCAGAAUUGGAAACAUUUCUGGGAACGGCGUAUUGGCCUCUUCAUUUAUUAUUCGCCAAUGUUGGAGAUUACCUCAGCAAAGAGAUGCAUGACGAAGACGGCAAAUAUGGCUUGCGUGUCAAAAAUAAAAGAGGGGACAUGUGGACAGCAUACGGUGACAAAUCUCUACAUGUUGGAAAAAAUGCUCGUAAUUACAAGCUUGUCAUAGAGGCAAUGCAGAAAUCUGCUGAUCAAGUGUAUAAGGCAUUCCGGGAUCCUACUGCGAAGAUAGAUUUUAGCGUAGUGACGGAUAUCCUACCGUUCGUUGAUGUGAAGGCUGAGAACAACACCCCGUUGUCUCAGAAAAAGAAUGGCAUAUGGUAUUAUCGUUCGAAACUUGAUUUGCAAAGUACCCAUACAACAAAACUUGGAAAGGGAAUUCAAGUCGCACUCUUUUUGUGGAGAAAUCCCGCUCGUACAAAUUCUGUCAAUAAAUGA
This is a messenger RNA of Paramuricea clavata, 1607 nucleotides long. The record is from the annotation of a GenBank genome assembly. NCBI's taxonomy places the organism in Eukaryota, Metazoa, Cnidaria, Anthozoa, Malacalcyonacea, Plexauridae.